ACAAUGAUACGCAGCUAAACUGCGUAAUGACAGAGCUCGAGCCCAUUCAUUACAGGCGAGAGGCGCGAGACCUUGGUCAGGAUGCGCGCGAGGGGGUCAUGAUCCGCGUAAAUAAAAACGCCAUUUAAACUUUCUUUUUGAAAAUAAUAAUAAAAAAAAGACAAAAAAAAGCGCGCACCGUUUGUUUGGAGCAGGUGGAUGAUUGUACACGGUUGACUGACCACGAUGAACAGAGAGAAAGAGUGAGAGAGAUGCGCUCGCGGAAAGAGCAUUCAAGUCGCGCGAGCUUCCUCAGUGCGUUUGCUAAUUAGCGCGAGGACACUGCUCUGUUUCGCGCGGGCACCCCGCCGACCUGACAGGAAAGAAAAAGCUAAGCUAAUCUAACUUACCACACGAUAAAUCACUCUGUUUUCUUUUCAGAAGACACUGACUGACAGCUCCAAACAUUUCCCCCCCUUUUUUUACUUUCCCUCCCACAGUUUCACUUGUUCAUAUAUAUAUAUAUAUUAAAAUCUGUUUGUAAAGACAUUUCUUCUUCUUUGUGAGACAGUAAAUCACCCAUUAGCUUGACUGACAGCUACUAGUUUAUUAGAACACAGCUCGUCUUUUAAAAAAAACAACCUUUUUUUAUCUGUUUAUUUCGUAUCAAAAUAUAGAAAUAGCCUAAAUUUUAAAAUGUACAUCAGAAACAUUUGAUCAGUUUGUUCUGUAAGUGAAGUGAGGUAAGUGGCUGAGGAAGUAACAUCAGAAGACCUGAAACACUGAAAGUUGAAGUUUGAGUCCGUUCCUCUCGGCUUUGAGUGGCUGCACGAGGACCGAAACUCGUCGUCCUACCAGUCACUGUGCUCACCUGAUUCAGAGGUGAAGUUAAAGAGUUGUUUUGGGGAGCAAUGGAAAUUUGUAUCGUCCAAAGUGCGCCACUUUUGGGUCUCCUUUACAAUUAAACCUUCCUGCUCUUGGGGGCGGAGCUUUGGGGAUGGUACCAUCUCAAAUUGCAGCAAGAAAAGAGUGGGAGCCAGCAGCGGUGGAACCCUGCCGGCACGGAGAGCGACCUCGGAACAAUACAGCAGCGUUGAGAGCAGAUGGGAGAUCUCAAAAAAAAGAAAGAAAAGGAAGAGAAAAAGCAACAGAUUAAAGGAAAAGAAGAGAAGAAAAUGAAAGAAAAUGACAAGCAUCAUCAGCAAAAAGUCAUGUGCAUCUACGUGAAUCUUCUUCCCUGCGUCUCUCAAGCUUCCCACAAAUAAGCUCAUGGCCAGGUGAAUGGAUCUGAAAUUAAAAGAGCAAUAGUGUCCAUGCGAUCAAUGGGGGGGGGGUGUUAAUAAUAAAGUUUAAAAUGACACUAAAAGAGUAAUAGUAGGCUGUAAAAAAAAAAAAAAAAGAAAGAAAGAAAAAAAGAGGCGGACUAAAAAAAAAAAAAAAAAAAAAAAAAAAAAGGGGCAGUGCCGCGUCUCGCGGUGUGGGUGGGGCUGACAAGAAUGGACUACAUUAUGCAGUUCAUUUAGUUAACAAGUGAAAUAAUAGGGAAGCGUGCAGUGUGAAAGCUCAGAGAAAAGGCACAAAACCCUAUUGAGAGAGAGAGAGAGAGAGAGAGAGAGAGAGAGAGAGAGAGAGAGAGACGGAUGCGUGGUCUGAAACUUAUUUAAGAGCCUCGGUGUUUCUCUGCAGCAUCACUCUGCUGUCCAUCACAGGAGAGACUGGAGCUUUUUUUCUGAAAACUUUCUGCAUUCAACCCGCGUGCAGAAAGAAACUUUUUUUGCGCAUUUCUUUCCUCCUCGCCUUUAAAGAAGAAGAAGAAGAAUAUAAAGAAGAUGCCUCGGUCAUUUCUUGUGGAUUCGUUGAUUUUGCGUGAGGCCAACGAGAAAGGCAGUGAGAACAACCCGCCGCCGCCGCUGCUGCCGUACACGGUACACCCGCAGCACGCGCUCCACGGACUGUCGGCGGCGGCGGCGGCUGCGGCCGCGUCGUGCCACGCGCGCAAAGCCGGCCUGCUGUGCUUCUGUCCGCUGUGCAUGGCGGCCGCGGCGUCGCAGCAGCUCCACCCGGCUCCCCCGGCGCUCCCGCUGCUCAAGGCGGCGGCCGCUGCGGCCUCGUUCCCUGCGGCUUUUGGCUCGCAGUGCUGCCCUUCCGCGCUCUCGCGGCAACACUCGCCCUCCAGCGGCGUGCACGUGAACCACGGCGCGGGACUUUACCAGAGCGCGUACCCGGUCGCGGACCCGCGGCAGUUCCACUGCAUGACGCUCGAAAACAGCAACAGCCAACUCCAGAGCAGCAAGCGCAUGCGCACGGCGUUCACCAGCACGCAGCUCCUGGAGCUCGAACGCGAGUUCACCUCCAACAUGUACCUGUCCCGGCUGCGGCGCAUCGAGAUCGCCACCUACCUGAACCUGUCCGAGAAACAGGUCAAGAUCUGGUUCCAAAACCGACGCGUCAAGCACAAGAAAGAAGGCAAGGGGGGUUCCCACAGAACAGGUUCUCUGCACUGCAAGUGUUCUUCCGCACGCUGCUCUGAGGAAGAGGACGACACGCCCAUGUCACCUUCAUCAUCAGGGAAGGAGGACGCUGAUCUCUCUGUUAGCCCGUGAACUCUCAGUAAACACACAGGGAUCACUCCAUAGCACUUCACCUGCAAUAGCUCUUUGAUUAGCCCAAUCAGGUGCUAGUUUUUGGGGGUUGGAGCUCAGCUUGGAGCUGGAGUGUGCCAAAGUUGUGCUCCAGAAACAAGAAACGUUAGCAUGGCUGAAAACAUAGUCAGAUAGUAUAGGCUUGUCUGGAUGAAAAUAGCUAACUAGUCCCUUAAUUGGUGUGGUACACAUCUCAGCUGUACCUGUACUUUAUCUUGUCACUGGUGUUGUACCAUCAAAGGUGCUUCUUUUGUACCAUUAGUGUGUAUCUUUCACCUGCCAAGGUACCUAUGGUGUACCUUUAAACCUACAUCACUGGUCCUUAAGGUAUAAGUUCACACCUUUAAAUUAUUGAUGGUACCAUGACAGCGACAUGCAAAAGUACACUCUGGUACCUUUAGGCUAUUUCUGAGAGUGUAGCCGAUAGUGGGCUUCUCUGCGCUUCUGUACGAAGCGAUUUCGGACAAAUUUUGGGACAAUUAAUUUGGGAUGUCAUAAACACCAGUUUUUAACCUUCAAGUUUUCCAACGACGCGUAUCAUAAGAGGUUCCUCAUGAGGUCCCUGACGCUCAGAGGUGAAUUUUGCUUGCUAGCAAAAUAAUAAGUUCAUAGUUUAGUCGCGGCUAGCCGUGGAGUGCUAUUCAAGUGCUAUUCAAGUGCUAUUUGUCCAGAAAGAGAUAAAAGCUCGCUGAAUCACUUCACCUACUCGGAUCUUCUCGCUAAUUUCACCUACUGACUGAAAGUCAUCAGUUUCACACUGAAGCUGUUUUCUCAACUUUAUCGUAUUAAAUUCCUAAGUGCCAAAACAUUUUUUUUUUAACUUUAUGAAUAAAAUGAAAAGCUACUUAUGGGUUUUACCUCACAGAUAAUGUGGCUAAACUGACCAAAACCCUCCCGAACGUCAAGGAAGAGAAGUUAGCAAAACCGGCUAGUUGUUGUUGUUAUAGUAGCCCUUAUGCUAAUUUCCUGUUUCUCUUCAGGAGGAGUAUUAGUAAAUAACAUAUUUCCCUGAAUAUAAAUCAAAUACAGUGACUGUAUGUGUGUAAGUACUGAAAUCUGUAAAUAAGAGAGAGAGCAAAAGAGGUUUAUAUAAAUUAGGGGAACGCACGAGCGACUCCAUUAAUACCACUGUAUAUAAUUGUAUACAUGUUGUAUGAUUGUAGUUUCUUUUUCUCCUUUAAAAAAAAAAAAAAAAAAAAAAAAAAAAAACAUGCUCAUUGUUAUGUACCACCAAAAGAUUUUGAUAACUGUAUAUAUACUCAAGAAUGGAAAUGAGUCUGUUCUUCUUUCUUUCUUUCUUUCUUUCUUUCUUUUCUUUUUAAAAAAUCUUUUUAUUUGGUAAAUUCAUAACCGUUGAAAUGUUUGAGUGAACUCUGAAUGCUGCUUCGUGUUUCUCUCAACAUCUCACCACCUGUAAUUGUAUGUUCAGUGUCAGGAAAAUAUUUAUUUAUUUAAAACAUUAUCGCUGAAAAUAAAGAAUAUUUCUUACUAGUGA
This is a messenger RNA of Ictalurus punctatus (channel catfish), 4116 nucleotides long. RefSeq names its product GS homeobox 1 (gene gsx1). Gene Ontology annotation, molecular function: DNA-binding transcription factor activity, RNA polymerase II-specific; sequence-specific double-stranded DNA binding. Gene Ontology annotation, biological process: regulation of DNA-templated transcription. The record is from RefSeq and is a predicted model, not a curated record. Gene Ontology annotation, cellular component: nucleus. The coding region runs from base 1809 to 2582 and encodes 257 amino acids. NCBI's taxonomy places the organism in Eukaryota, Metazoa, Chordata, Actinopteri, Siluriformes, Ictaluridae. The transcript has 9 exons.